AUGAAGUUGAACCAAAAUAUAGAUGGACAAGAUAACGACUACGGAUCCUUUGUAAUAGGGCUAAGUCUCGCAAUAUCAUCGAGUAUAUUUAUUGGAUCUAGUUUUAUUAUAAAAAAAGUAGCAUUGAAGCGUAUGAAUGCUCUGGGAAAUAUUAGAGCGUCUGCAGGAGGGUAUGGAUACUUGAAACAAUGGCUAUGGUGGCUCGGACUCCUAACAAUGGGUGCAGGAGAGGCUGCCAAUCUAAUAGCAUACGGAUUUGCCCCAGCAGCACUUGUAACUCCUUUGGGUGCUCUAAGUGUACUUGUAGCUGCAGUGCUUUCAAGUAAAUUACUCAAUGAAAAACUGUAUUUCCUUGGAAAGCUUGGAUGUUUCUUAUGUCUGCUGGGUUCCGUUAUAUUUGUCAUGCACUCACCAAAACAUGAUGAGGUCACUAGUUUUGCUGAACUAUCAGAUAAAAUUACAAACUACACCUUUGUAUAUUAUGUUAUAACUAUAAUAUUGAUGUCUGUCAUUAUUAAGAUGGUCUUUGUUCCUCGUUUUGGUAACACCAAUGUGACAGUGUAUUUAUUAAUUUGUUCUGCGAUAGGGAGCUUAACUGUGGUGUGUUGUAAAGGAGUCGCUUUGGCCAUUAAAGAAACCAUAAAUACCAAUGUUAAUAAUAUAUCAUCAUAUAUAUUUUGGUUACUCUUAGGUUCCUCUAUAGCUUGUAUAAUGAUACAAAUGGUUUAUUUGAACAAAGCAAUAGAUAUAUUUAGUACAAAUGUAGUGACACCUGUGUAUUAUGUAAUGUUUACCGUGUUAGUCAUAAUGUCUUCUGGAAUUUUAUUUAGGGAGUGGGAACAUAUGAGUAUAGAAGACAUAUUAGGUUGUUUUGUUGGCUUUCUUAUUCUUAUGAUUGCUGUUUUUUUACUGAAUAUCGUAAAAGAAACGCAAUAUAAUUCAAAUAAUAUUGUUGUACACUAAUUUAAAUUAUGUUACCUGACAUUUAAAAUUUUAUGUUGUAGUAUUAUUAAGUUAUUAAAUUUGUAUUGUUAUGAUAAUAAUAAGUAUUUUCUUACAAGAAA
Danaus plexippus (monarch butterfly) is the source of this 1064-nucleotide messenger RNA. It is a transcript of the gene spict, whose product is annotated as magnesium transporter NIPA2. Gene Ontology annotation, molecular function: magnesium ion transmembrane transporter activity. Gene Ontology annotation, biological process: magnesium ion transport. The coding region runs from base 1 to 963 and encodes 320 amino acids. Lineage: Eukaryota; Metazoa; Arthropoda; Insecta; Lepidoptera; Nymphalidae. The transcript has 3 exons. Gene Ontology annotation, cellular component: membrane. The record is from RefSeq and is a predicted model, not a curated record.